Molecule: messenger RNA, 1563 nt
Organism: Otolemur garnettii (small-eared galago)
Lineage: Eukaryota; Metazoa; Chordata; Mammalia; Primates; Galagidae
Gene: RAB2B
Product: RAB2B, member RAS oncogene family
Exons: 8
Coding region: 113-763 (216 amino acids)
Cellular component (GO): Golgi apparatus
Molecular function (GO): GTP binding; GTPase activity
Source: RefSeq, a predicted model, not a curated record
GGAGCCGGAGGGUGGGGGGGAAUAAGGAGCUCGGUAGAUUGUGUGGCUAGAGAGGUCGGAGGUAAGUGGCUGUAGAAGUCGGGCGUACCCAGAAUCCAGAGGAAUCGAGAUCAUGACUUAUGCUUAUCUCUUCAAGUACAUCAUCAUCGGAGACACAGGUGUGGGGAAGUCAUGUCUCCUCCUGCAGUUCACAGACAAGCGGUUCCAGCCCGUUCACGACCUUACAAUAGGUGUGGAGUUUGGAGCACGUAUGGUCAACAUUGAUGGAAAACAAAUCAAACUGCAAAUCUGGGAUACGGCUGGGCAAGAAUCCUUCCGUUCUAUCACCCGUUCCUACUACAGGGGAGCAGCUGGAGCAUUGCUGGUGUACGACAUUACAAGGCGUGAAACUUUCAACCACCUGACCUCAUGGUUAGAGGAUGCCCGGCAGCACUCUAGUUCCAACAUGGUUAUCAUGCUGAUUGGGAAUAAGAGUGACCUAGAGUCUCGCAGGGAUGUGAAGAGAGAAGAAGGAGAGGCCUUUGCUCGAGAACAUGGACUUAUAUUUAUGGAAACUUCAGCCAAAACAGCCUGCAAUGUUGAAGAGGCCUUCAUUAACACAGCCAAAGAAAUAUAUAGGAAGAUCCAGCAGGGUUUAUUUGAUGUUCACAACGAGGCAAAUGGCAUCAAGAUUGGGCCCCAGCAGUCAAUUUCAACAUCACUGGGACCCAGUGUCUCUCAGCGGAACUGUCGUGACGUGGCGUCCAACUCUGGCUGCUGCUGAACAUCUGGCCUGAACUCCUUUUUUUCCUUCCUGGAACAGCUUCAGAUCAAUAGGCUUAAUGAAAGAGGUCUUACUUGCUUUAGCUGAGAGCAGCCUCUUUUCAAGGUGUGAUGUUUUGCCUUUCCACUUAAAGACCAGGGAAGAAUUUGGGCCCUUGCUGACCUGUCCUUCUUCAGGGACGUGAACAUUCCCUAUAGAUUAGGGCUCUUCUCAUUCUCUUAUUUUAAUAUUUCUAAAAUGUUAGGAUCAAAGUUGUCACAGUAGUUCAAAAAUAAAUAAUUUUAUAAGCAUAUACAAUCUGUUCCCCACCAAGAAUUAGGGUCAAGGACAUUCUGCUUGAACACCUGAAAUUAUUGUGAUCUGGCUGGCCUUUAGAUGAUAGAUCCUCUGCUGAAUAAUUUCACUGAAUUUUUUUCUUGCCUUUGGGGGUCUACUUGCCACUUCAGAAGAAUUUUUACAGAAGGCAAUUCCUUCUGUUUGCUUAAGGAUGCUGAGUACUUCUUUACUAUCUAAUUGCUAGUUUCUAUCUCUUAGAAUAACUGCAAAACUUCUGAGAGCAGUAGAGUUGGUCCUAGACCUAUGGCCACUUAUUGCCUAAAGAAAAAUCUGUUCUCUGUUCAUUUUGUUUUAGGUACCAGAUCUAAUAUUAUAGUGUCUUUUGUCAGAUAGACUUCUACUGUUUCAUCAUCAUACAUACUUCUUAACUAAACCUAGUUAGACUUUGUACUUUAAUCAAGCUAAUCUGCUUACUGAACAUAACACAUGUAUUUCUAUUUCCAUAUCUUUGCACAUGCCCUGCU